Messenger RNA from Debaryomyces hansenii CBS767, 3528 nucleotides. It is a transcript of the gene CHS3, whose product is annotated as chitin synthase. Lineage: Eukaryota; Fungi; Ascomycota; Pichiomycetes; Serinales; Debaryomycetaceae. The transcript has a single exon. The coding region runs from base 1 to 3528 and encodes 1175 amino acids. Gene Ontology annotation, cellular component: cell periphery; cell septum. Gene Ontology annotation, molecular function: chitin synthase activity. The record is from RefSeq and is a predicted model, not a curated record.
AUGUCUUACAGAAACAGUACGAGUUCGAGCAAGUAUCAGGAAUUUGACCCUGAAUCGGGCGAGAUCUCUAGAAAAAGGUCGUUGAUUAAGCCGGAAAGGAGAAAUAUAGAUCCCAACCAUCCAAGAUUCCAUUAUACCCAGGUUGCGAACCAGGAAUCUGAUCAUCUCAAGAUCCAGCCGUCGUCCACAGGUCUAGAACCACAAACCUCGAAUGAUGGAUUACAUGCGAGCACGUCUUACCAAGGAAACUCCGUAAGCGAGGAAGAAGGUAUUCCAUUGAUGGAUAUCCGCGAGACCAACGACUCGAACGAAACCCCCAACUUGAAGGGCGGGAGAGAGGUGUUUGGAUUGAAUGAUGAGAUUGACGAUUACAACAACAGUCCUAGUAAGAAAAAUGUCAUUUCCAGACCUCUUAAGGCUGCCUAUUUAGAAGAGGAGAAGAAGCCAAAGCAUGAUAUCUACUUCUGGAAGGUUUACUGUUAUGUUAUAACCUUCUGGGCUCCGGCGCCUUUUUUGAAGUUGUUUGGUUUACGAAACAAACAAAGUCAGUUCGCAUGGAGAGAAAAAAUGGGGUUGAUUUCGUGUAUCUUGUACAUUGGUGCAUUUGUGGCAUACUUAACUUUUGGAUUUACUAAGACUGUUUGUUCUAGUACAAGAGUUAGAACCCAGAUUAACCAUGUUAGUGACGGUUACUUGAUUAUUAACGGAAGAGCUUUUGAUUUGACAUCUUCUCAACAUCCAAAGGCUGCUGGUAUCGAGUCUGGUGCCAAUGUUUUAUAUCCACCAUUAGCUGCUGGCGGGAAGGAUGCGUCAUUUCUCUUUCAGAAUGUCAAUGGUAAUUGUAAAGACCUAAUUACGCCAAGGGAUAACUGUACCAUACCAACAAAUGAUGAUAAUGAAUUAGCUUGGUAUAUGCCUUGUCGUUUAUUCAACCAAGAUGGUUCUUCCAGUCCCAAUUUCACUAAAGCAUAUUACGAUGGUUGGGCGUGUCAUACAAGCUCAUCCGCAAGAAAUGCGUAUUAUGAUAUGGAAGUUAAUGGGGAUGUUUAUUUUACAUGGGAAGAUCUCAAGAAUAGUUCUAGGAAUUUAGUGGUUUAUUCUGGGAACGUUUUGGACCUUGACUUAGUUGAUUGGAUUCAAUCAACGGACGUUGAAUAUCCGCAACUUUUUGAUAAGUUGAGAGAUGAUGAAACUUACAAAGGUCUUGAUAUUUCUUUGGUGUUGACUAACAGUGACGAAAGGAAAGCAGCAAGAUGUUUGACAGAAAUUAUAAAGGUUGGUACCAUCGAUACUGAGACUAUUGGUUGUAUUGCGUCACAGAUCGUUUUAUACGUUUCUUUGGUCUUCAUUUUAUCUGUCGUUAUUGCAAAGUUUUUAAUGGCUUGUUAUUUUAAAUGGGGAAUAUCUACGAAGCAAGGUGCGACUGACCUUGAUAACAAGUCUAUGUUUGAAAGAAAUAAGGAAAUCGAAAAUUGGGUUGACAAUCCAACUGCCAACGGACCUAUCAGUACAGUUCCAGUGAAAGCAAGAGCUAAUUACAAAACCGCUAAGACUAAUAGACAAACUGUUUUCAAAAAGGGUAACAGACUUUCAUUAGCUCCAAAUAAUGAAUUAUCGCAAUAUUAUGAUAACGCUGAUCAUAUAUCUAAAAACUUUAAAUACACCACCAUGACUACACAGGCUGCAUUUAUUGGCCGUAAUAAGAACAAGUCAUUAACAAAAACGAAUACAAGACUGUCCAUGUUAUUAUCUGAUGAUCGUGCUUCAUCGAUGGAUAUGUUAAAUAGACCAGGUUCACUCUACAAUCCUUUCGAGGGGUUUGAAGAUUAUCCAGUAAAUGGUUUAUCACCUGAUAUUAUUCAUCCUGAUGUCGUGCCACAACCCCCAGUUGAAUAUCAACCAUUUGGUAUGCCUUUAGCUCACACGAUUAAUUUGGUUACAUGUUAUUCAGAAGACGAAGAGGGUUUACGUACCACAAUGGACUCAGUUGCAACUACCGAUUUCCCAAAUUCUCAUAAGUUGAUUUUUGUAGUCUGUGAUGGUAUAAUUAAAGGUUCCGGUAAUGAUUUAACAACUCCUGAAAUAGCCUUAAGUAUGAUGACAGAUUUCACUAUUCCGCCGGAAGACGUAAAGCCAUAUUCAUAUGUAGCUGUUGCUCAAGGUAGUAAGCGUCAUAACAUGGCAAAAGUUUACGCUGGAUUCUACAGAUAUAAUGAUGAGACUGUUCCACCUGAAAAACAACAAAGAGUUCCUGUUUUAACUGUAGUCAAAUGUGGUACUGUUGAUGAAGCUGAUGCAGCUAAACCAGGUAACAGAGGUAAACGUGAUUCUCAAAUUAUUUUAAUGUCAUUUUUGCAAAAAGUUAUGUUUGAUGAAAGAAUGACAGAUUUGGAAUAUGAAAUGCUUAACAGUAUUUGGAGAGUCACAGGAUUAAUGGCUGAGUUUUAUGAAAUCGUUCUAAUGGUUGAUGCAGAUACGAAAGUAUAUCCAGACAGUUUAACGCACAUGGUAGCGGAAAUGGUUAAGGACCCAAUGAUCAUGGGAUUGUGCGGUGAAACUAAGAUUUCCAAUAAGUCGACAACUUGGGUUACUGCUAUUCAAGUUUUUGAAUAUUAUAUCUCUCAUCACCAAGCCAAAGCUUUCGAAUCAGUUUUUGGUGGUGUCACAUGUCUACCUGGUUGUUUCUGUAUGUAUCGUAUCAAAGCUCCAAAGGGAUCAGAUGGAUAUUGGGUUCCAAUUUUAGCAAAUCCUGAUAUUGUUGAAAGAUAUUCUGAUAACGUUGUGGACACAUUACACAGAAAGAAUUUAUUAUUAUUGGGUGAAGAUCGUUACCUUUCCUCAUUGAUGUUGAGGACCUUCCCUAAAAGAAAACAAGUUUUUGUACCGAAGGCAGCUUGUAAGACGAUUGUUCCUGAACAAUUUAAAGUUUUGUUAUCCCAACGUCGUCGUUGGAUUAAUUCCACGGUGCAUAACUUGAUGGAAUUAGUUUUGGUUAAUGAUUUAUGUGGUACUUUCUGUUUUUCGAUGCAAUUCGUUAUUUUUAUUGAAUUGGUGGGUACGUUGGUCUUACCAGCUGCGAUUUGUUUCACAAUUUAUGUUAUCAUCGUUGCUAUUAUUUCGACACCAACUCCGAUCAUGUCAUUAGUUCUUUUGGCUGUCAUAUUCGGUUUACCUAGUAUGUUAAUUGUUGUCACAGUCUCUUCAUGGACCUAUGUCGUUUAUUUCUUCAUUUAUCUUAUUGCUUUACCAAUUUGGAAUUUUGUUUUGCCAAGUUAUGCCUUCUGGAAAUUUGAUGAUUUCAGUUGGGGUGAAACUAGAACUGUUGCUGGUGGUGAUAAAGGUGAUCAUAGUGUAGAGGAGGGUAAAUUCGAUUCAUCGCAUAUUGUUAUGAAGCGUUGGAGAGAAUUUGAAAGGGACCGUAGAAACCAGGAAUCUGGCCUUGCUGUUCCAGGUGCAACAUGGGAUCCAUCAAAUACCGAAAAGUUUAAUGAUGAGGACUAUUCUGAAGAAUCCACUGCUUCUCCAUGA